This is a messenger RNA of Brassicogethes aeneus, 1298 nucleotides long. Lineage: Eukaryota; Metazoa; Arthropoda; Insecta; Coleoptera; Nitidulidae. The record is from the annotation of a GenBank genome assembly.
AUUUAGUGCAACAUUUUAAAAUAGUUUUAAUGAACAAAAUGAUUUUAAAAGUAAUUUUACUAAUAAAUUUAUGUUAUGCGUUGGCUCAAAAUGAAAAUAUUUUGUGCUCAAGUUAUUGUAGAAAUGUAGUUUGCGAUGAUAAACCUACUGAUUGCGAUAUUCAAAACUCAACUAAUUACGGGAUAUAUUUACCGUCUGCCGAUACUUGUAACUGCUGCAAGCAGUGUUUUACUUAUUUAAAAAUAAAUGCUAGAUGCAGUAGUGGAAGUCUAGACGGGAGUUUAAUAUCCAAUAUUUGUGGGCCAGGACUUUCGUGUAUUGAUGGAAAAUGUCAAACAAUGAAAACUAGUUGUUACGAAAAACAAGCAAAUUUUGAUGCAAGAAAGAAAGAAGGCACAAUUGGAACUUUGGAAGUUCGACCGAAUUGUGAUGGACAGGGGUUUUACGAAACUUACCAAUGCAUACCAGGACAAGCAUGCUAUUGUGUGAAUAAAAAUGGAGAAAGAAUUUUUGGCUUGUCAGAAUUUACCGACAUUCCCCUACUCAAGUUAAAGUGUCAAUGUUCAAGAAACUAUCAUGAAGCCUUGGAAAUAUUCGACAAAAUAGCCCCUCAUGAGCAUUUUCGUUGCGCCGCCAAUGGGAAUUUUGACAGGUUGCAAUGUAUAGGAAAUAAAUGUUUAUGCGUUGAUAUAUUUGACGGUACCCCGGAUUUUGAUGCCGAAAUUCGUUCCGUUGAUGAAAUCAGCAAAUUAGAUUGCUUCAAUAAAACCAUUCACCCAAACGGAUUCUAUAAGGAAUGCGAAAGAAGAUAUUUAGAUGCUUUAAAUCAAACUUUGGAAUACAAAAAAGCAGGUUAUAGCAAUAUACUUUCCGUUGAUUUUCCUAAAUGUGAUUUGGAUGGAACAUACGCUUCUCUACAAGAAAACAAAACUCAUAAAACAUGCGUUGAUAUCGAAGGUAACAUUUUAAACUCAAUAGAAAAAAUUGACCCGCUUUCCGACAAAAUGAAUUGCAAGUGUGCUAGGGCUGCUAGUUUAGCACGAAAAUCGGAGGUUCCAAAGUGUUUGGAAAAUGGAAAUUAUGAUCCAAAGCAGUGCAGGAAAGGUUAUUGUCGGUGUGUUGACGAAAAUGGCAAUCAAACCUGCGAAAAUGCCGAAUCGUGUCCUGAUGUUCCAGAAGAAAAAAGUUUGAUUUGUUCUUGAAAAUAUGUAAACAUAAAAUAAAAUUUGAUUCUAAUCUAAAGCCUUAUUAAAAAAUGUAUUUGUAAAAAAUGAAGGUUUUUAAUAGUUUUUAAAAUA